AUGUUGGAGAGGCAUGAGGAGUGGAUGGCUCGACAUGGACGUGUUUACAAGGAUGCACAAGAGAAGGAGAGGCGUUACAACACAUUCAAGCCUAAUAAUGUGGAGUUUAUAAAAGGUUUUAACAAGAAGGGCGAAAACCAGUACACACUCGGCAUCAAUAAAUUUGCAGACCUAACUAAUGAGGAGUUUGAGGCGAUGCAUAAAGGCUACAAGAGGAGACACCUCCCGGAGAUCAUGUCCAACUCUGUGAAAGCAGCUCCAAAUAACAAUUUUGGAUAUGAAAAUGUCACCGAUGUGCCAAAAUCCAAGGAUUAUUUUUCACUUGGCUCUGUGACCACUGUCAAAGACCAAAGACAAUGUGGGUGUGGCUGGGCAUUCUCGGCAGUAGCAGCCAUAGAAGGGCUUAACUUUCUCAAAACAAGAAACAUAGUUUCGCUAUCAGAGCAAGAGCUGGUUGAUUGCGAUGUUGGUCUUGUGAACGAUGGUUGCCAUUAUGGCGAGGUGGGUUAUGCCUUCGAAUACAUGAUUGAGCGAAACAGGAGCCUGGCAACAGAUGCUGAUUACGGUUACAAGGGUAGAGAUGGAGGAAGUUGCAAGGCUGAUGAUUAUAACAACACUGAUGCUGCCAUAACCGUAAAAGGAUUUGAGCUUGACCCUGAAAACAAUGAGACGGCUCUGCUGCAGGCUGUUGCAAACCAGCCAGUUUCUGUUGCCAUUGAUGACAAUGGAGAAUUUUUCCAGAAUUAUGCGGAUAGUGUGUUCAGUGGACCAUGCGGCACAAACUUAACCCAUGCUGUGACUAUCGUUGGAUAUGGCGAAGAAGAUUGGAAAAAGUAUUGGAUGAUCAAGAAUUCUUGGGGAGAAGACUGGGGGGAUAAUGGGUACAUGAAGUUGCAGAGAGACGUGCCUGCCGAGGAAGGACUCUGUGGCAUCGCUAUGGCAGCUUAUUAUCCAACAUCAGAUUAAAGAAGCACCU
Molecule: messenger RNA, 976 nt
Organism: Malus domestica (apple)
Lineage: Eukaryota; Viridiplantae; Streptophyta; Magnoliopsida; Rosales; Rosaceae
Product: senescence-specific cysteine protease SAG39-like
Cellular component (GO): lysosome
Molecular function (GO): cysteine-type endopeptidase activity
Source: RefSeq, a predicted model, not a curated record